Molecule: messenger RNA, 2101 nt
Organism: Gryllus bimaculatus (two-spotted cricket)
Lineage: Eukaryota; Metazoa; Arthropoda; Insecta; Orthoptera; Gryllidae
Source: the annotation of a GenBank genome assembly
UGUAUAUGAAAACUACCACGCGAGACUCCGGCUACUGUCUCGUGCUUGAGGAAUCAUUUCGCUGCAGACUGAGAGAGUCAAAGUAGUACCUCCUACGAGCAUUAACUCUAUAAUUUACGACGAAAUUUGUAUUUAUAUAUUUCAUUUUAUAAUUUUGAAUUUUAAGUUUUUUAUAUUAUCACAAACGUUGAAUUUUACAGCCACCUGAGAAAAUUAUGAAUGUAAUACUCCCAUUGCUUAAAAUCACGUAAGUCGAUUUUCAAAACAUCGAUACUCUCGCGAUUUCAUCGCAGUUGACCUCGUUACUGUCAGUAUCAGCUGUUUGUUUGUUUGCUGUUUUGCUUAGGUUAUGCACUUCCGUAUCUGAUGUGACCGAUGGAAUCUACUCGUGUGCGUUAGUCAUCGUGUGCCGACGACGAUCAUUGCCUUGGUUUUCUUACUCGUUGAAUUUGUGGGCCGAGAAAUGCCAUAGUAUAAGUAAUAGUAAAGAGUUCGAAACGUAGGUUAACGCAUUUAUUCAACUUUUAUAAUUUUUCAUUUUAUCAAGAUAAAAAUGGAUAUUAUUGGAGCGAAAUGGAUAGUUCUAGUCACACUUUUUCUUUUAACUUUCAUAUUUAGUAUGUUACCUCUGAAAUUGUUGAAAGCUUUUCAUGAGACUGCAGAUCCUGUGAAACGUUACAGGUAUGGCCGAAUAAUAAGCUUACUCAGUUGCUUUGCUGCUGGUGUAUUUAUGGCAACUUGUUUGUUGGAUCUUUUUCCUGAAGUGGAUGAUAUUUUACAGAAAGCCAUGACAAGUCCAAACAUCAACACAUCCUUUCCAGUUGCAGAGUUUACAGUGGCAUUUGGCUUUUUCAUGGUAUUGAUAGUUGAACAGAUAGUUUUGGACUGCAAAGAAAGUGUCAGAAGUACUGCUGAUGCAAUUGAAAGCUUUUCUGAUGAAGAUCCUGAUAUACGGAGGAAACUACGUCGUGAUAGUGUAGAAGGAGUGAGUGAUCAACCACAGCUGAAUGCAGAUGAAAAUUAUGAAGAUGAUCCACAUUCAAGUUUCCGAUCAUUUCUGUUACUCACUGCUUUAUCUCUUCAUUCCCUCUUCGAAGGACUAGCCAUUGGACUACAGCCUGAUGUGGAAAGUGUCCUGCAAAUUUUUGCAGCAGUAGUACUACAUAAAACAAUAAUUGCAUUUAGCCUGGGCCUAAACUUGGUGCAAAGCCAACUUGGAUUAAUAGCAAUAAUUAGAUCAAAUGUGUUAUUUUGUAUUACAUCUCCCAUAGGAAUGGGAAUUGCCAUGAGCUUAGAACAAUUUGGGCAUGCUGUAGAUUCUUCUGUUGUUAAUGGAGUCUUGCAGGGGUUAGCAUGUGGAACCUUUGUGUACAUAACCUUCUUUGAAGUUCUACCUCAUGAACUGAACAAAGGUAAAGAUCGUUUACUAAAAUUACUUGCUCUCUUAAUUGGAUUCUCAGUUGUAUGUGGAGUUUUGUUCCUUGAGCCAGAAAAGCCUAAAUCAUGUUCAGCAAAUGGGCCUUUAUAACAAACUGAAGUCUUAAUUAGACAAUGUACCUGGAUGUGGCCACAGCUUAUUAACCACUAUUUAAAUUAUUGUUUGCACUACAUAUUGCAGUAAUUAUUACAUUUUUAAAGCUGCAAUUUCAGAAAACAGGGCAACUUUAUGAAGUCCUGACAUGUAUGGCCUCAAUCAACAUUAAUAUGCAGUGUAGCAAGUUUAAGACUGAAAAAAUGUAUUAAUGUUCAUGAAAAUGUUUUUACAGAAUAAGAAAUAAUUCUUAUGAUAAAUUAAACUACAUGCACCCUUUCAAUAGUCAAGCUACGUGUUAAAUGUUUUAAAUGAGCAAUUAAAGAAAACAGAAAUAACAUUCCAAUCUCAGUUGAAGCACAUAGACGAUGUAUUUCUGCUGAAAGAACCUCUACGUUAUGGAACUCCAGCUUUGAAAAUAGAUAAAUUUUGAAUUUAUUUCUCAAUAGCAUUUUCAGUGGCCGAAAAAGUGUUACUUAAAUUUAACAUGAUAUUUUUCUGAAAAAACAUAUUUAUGGAAGCAAAACAGCAAGGUGAAAAUUUAAUAAAGUAUUUUAUACUGCAUUAACA